CUAUCGCCAAUGCUUCGAGCGAGGAGCAACUUCUUGAUCUGCUGCUACUGCUCUUGUUCCUGCGAGAAGCCCAACCCACAACGAGUCGUCCACUUCGCGCGGCGGCGAUCUCUCUACUCUCCUCUCGCCGCGGCGAGCUCCUCCCUCUAUUGGCUACUGCUGAGGUGGGGGCGGAGGGGUAGGAGCAGGUGGGGAGCGGGAGCAGGAGCAGGAGGAGGCCAUGGACACGAUGCGGGGCGCACUGGAGCGGGCCAAGAUGCUGGUGGGCAUGGAGGUCGACGAGGAGUCCGCGCGGCCGCCGCCCGAGGAGCAAUCCUUCUUUGACGACAUCAACCGCCACUGCACCCUCAACACCACCCAGAGGCUGUACGGUUUCGCGAUAUGCUUGGCUGCCGGUCUGACGUGCACCUUCUUGUCAAUGCUUGUUUUCUUCAAUCCAGUGAAAUUCGGGGUAACAUUCACCCUUGGCAAUUUGAUGGCCCUUGGCAGUACAGCAUUUCUUAUAGGCCCCAAAAGGCAGUUUGAUAUGAUGCUUGAUUCUGUGCGAAUAUAUGCCACUGCGAUAUACAUUGCAAGCAUCAUAAUUGCUCUAUUCUGUGCUCUCUAUGUUCACAGCAAGCUGUUGACUCUACUGGCCAUCAUUUUGGAAUUUGGUGCACUUGUUUGGUACAGCCUUAGCUACAUACCUUUUGCCAGGUCAAUAGUUUCGAAAGUGAUGACCUCUUGCUUCGACACUGAUUUCUAGAUCAACCAUCCGUGUCUACCUGCCAUUGUUGGAAGAGUAGAUAUUGGUAAUUACAGAUGAAGAGGGAAUACCUCACCUCCCCCAACAAGCUCUUGUAAUCAUUGUGAAUCGAGUUAUGCAUUUAUGCUAGAAGAUCGUGUUAAUAUUAUCCAGUGUUCUCCCCUUUGUUCAUACAUUGGCACAUGAAUGCGCUCUUUUCUGUUUUGCUUGGGCUUUCCAUCUGUGAGAAAUGCUUGGCGCAUUCACCGUGGAUGUAGAGGAACAACAUUGUGAUAUCCCUGCAAUGGUAGUGUUGUUAUUGUGUGCACUGUUUGGUUGUUGAGGUUUGCUGAUUCGGUGCUGUAAAAAAUUUCACGAUGCA
Messenger RNA from Phragmites australis (common reed), 1106 nucleotides. RefSeq lists its product as uncharacterized. The transcript has 6 exons. Gene Ontology annotation, biological process: vesicle-mediated transport. The record is from RefSeq and is a predicted model, not a curated record. Lineage: Eukaryota; Viridiplantae; Streptophyta; Magnoliopsida; Poales; Poaceae. The coding region runs from base 221 to 745 and encodes 174 amino acids. Gene Ontology annotation, cellular component: membrane.